AUGAACCCCUUCGCGUCGAGGCCAGAGGAAAUUCCCGACACCGACCAAUAUGUGGAUGUACCUUUCUACGGCCGGUAUUUCCCCACACUGGAUGAUUUCCGUAUCGAUACUCAAUAUGUGAACUCACAAUCUGCACGCUCCUUGCAGUAUUGGGCAUCGGUGCUUGGCCUCUGCGACCAAUCCGUACGAAUUUAUCCGGCUGAUGAGGGUGGCCGCGACGUGUUUGCGUUUGGCAGCAUCAUUAUCAAGUCGAGCCAUCUACACGAAGGAGUUGAUGGUCGGCAUACCGAGAUCGACUACUCGUACGCCGAUGCCAACGAGAUCCAGGCCAUUGCCCUCGCCAGAAGCGUCCUUGAAGAUAUGAACAUCAAUGGCCGUCAGGUGUUGGUUCAGGAGCGAAUACCUGGCGUUGGGCUGAAUGUUGCACGUCGGUACCUAUCACAAGACCAAAGGAACAACUUCAAGCAACAGACACGAGAGUUGAUUCGGCGGCUGCACACUAUCAAGCCCACCGAUGAACACCCUGCCCGGUGCCACGUCGUCCAGGAUCCCGAUAUAAUUAGCAACGGUCGCAUCGGUCAGCUGGAAGCAGACAUCCUCUUUUCCGAUACCAACAUUGACACGGACAUGAGCUUCAUGCACAAUGACCUGAACGAGUCUAACAUCAUUGUUGACAAUGAUAUGAUCGUGGGGCUUGUUGACUGGGAGAUGGCCGGUUUCUUCGGCUGGAGAACGGCCGGCGAGGUUCACCGUAAAAUCAGAACGCCUCAGCGAGAGCAUUUUGCUGCUGCCAACUUGAGCGAGGAAAGGCUUCAGGACAUUAUGUGGUGGGCCGAUCUUUAUGACCUGCCCGAGCCUCAUGAGGACAAGCCGACACAUUGA
Messenger RNA from Colletotrichum higginsianum IMI 349063, 882 nucleotides. RefSeq lists its product as uncharacterized. Lineage: Eukaryota; Fungi; Ascomycota; Sordariomycetes; Glomerellales; Glomerellaceae. Bases 1 to 882 code for a protein of 293 amino acids. The transcript is spliced from 2 exons. The record is from RefSeq and is a predicted model, not a curated record.